CGGGGGCGGUGGCUAGGGUCGGGGCGGAGCGGGUGCCUGCAGCAUCGCCGGGGAACGUGGGCGUCGCCGGGACUAGCGCUCAGGCUAGGCGCGUCCGCGCUGGCCAUGGCCGGACCCGCUCCGUUACCGCUGACCUUUGAAGAUGUGGCCAUUUAUUUCUCUGAGCAAGAGUGGCAGCAUUUAGAGGCAUGGCAGAAGGAACUGUACAAGCAUGUCAUGAGAGCCAAUUAUGAGACUCUCAUCUCUCUAGAUAGCGGACUUCCCAAACCAGAACUAAUAUCCUGGAUCGAACUUGGGAGAGAGCUCUUCGGCAGCUGGGGCGAAAAACAGAGACUGGAGGAAGGGGUUCGCUCCUCUAUAGGUGAUGUGCACUUCCGUCUAGUUUUUGAGGAACAGUUACUUGAGAGUAGCCAGCAAGCUGUGACAUCAAGAGAAACCACAUACCAUUUCUGGUUAAAUUCUCUUGAGAGUCCGCAUUCCUGUGGACUUGUUUUAGGAGAAAGGGAAGAUGAUUGCCAUGGGCAUGACCAAGGCAUUAGUCCUGUAAAUGCUCAAACACGGAGCCCAGGGGCUCUUGUUGCCGUCCUGCACAGCUCCACUGUGGCUGCUCCAGGAGGAGGACUGUCAAGUCAUAGAGUGCUGGAUCUCCCUGGCUUGCAGAAAGUUCCCUCUUGGCAGAGCAUUCAACACUCCUGUCUUGUCUGUGGGGAAAACUCUUGGGAGAAGAAUCACUUGGCGAAACACCAAAAGGGCCACUCUAAGAGCCCAUCGUGGAGAGUCUGGAAGAAGCUCAGCAGACAGGCUGACGUGCAACAGCAGUGGGACCUCUCGUGUCCUGAAUGUGGGGAGAGCUUCUGCCUGAAGCAGUAUUUGGUGAGACAUCUAGAUGCCCAUACAAGAAAGAGGCCAACACAGUGCCCUAAAUGCAAAAUGUGCUUCUAUCCUGAACAGCCCCUUUUCAGCCACUACCUCAAGCACAAUUCUUGCCAGCACCCAACAUGUGACAAGAGCUCCCCGAUGGAUAGUAACGUUCUCCAGUACCAACAGAGCCAAGAGAGGCCAGCCCCCUGGACAGACGACACCAUUAUGCCCUCAAGACAAAAGCCAGGUCCAAGUCUGGAAGGUGAGGGAUGCUGCCACAGGGACCGCGGAAUGAAAGCCCUGCAGUGUGGCGGCAUCCUAGGUGAGGACAGACCCUGCUCAUGCGCAGAAUGUGGCAACUGCUUCCUCUCACAGUCUAAGCAGGCCAGCCUCUGCUGGGCACACACAGGAGAAAAAUCCUUUCAGUGUCCAGAAAGUAACAAGCACCUCUGCCCAAGAGGCCUGCAGAAUGCCCACCGAUGUGUGCAGAGCGGGGAAAGGCCGUUCUCCUGUAGAAAGUGUGCUCAGAGCAUCACCAGACAUUGCAAACUCGCAGAACACAACCAGAUCCUCAGCGGAGAGAAAACUUUCUGGUGUGCCCAAUGGUGUGGGAGGAACGUCAGUCAAAAGGGACAGCUGCUGAGGCACCAGCGGCGGCUUCACCCGGAGGAAGAGCCCAUUGAGUGCACAGUGUGCGAGUUAUGCUUCCGUCCAAAGGGUGGGUUGAGAGCCCACCAACUGGGACAUGGGGGAACAAGGCCAUUCUCCUGCAGCGAGUGUGGCCGAGCCUUCACCCAUCAGUGCAAGCUCCGCGAGCAUCUGAGAGUGCACAGCGGUGAGAAGCCCUUCCAAUGCCCUGAGUGCCUCAAGAGCUUCCGUCUAAAGGGCGUCCUGAAAGCCCACCAGCGCACCCACAGCAAAGAGAGGCCAUUCUCUUGCGGGGAGUGUGGCAAGGGUUUUACUAGACAGUCUAAGCUCACGGAGCACUUUCGUGUCCACAGUGGGGAGAGACCCUUCCAGUGUCCUGAGUGUGACAGGAGCUUUCGCCUCAAGGGGCAGCUGCUUAGCCAUCAGCGCUUACACACCGGAGAGAGACCCUUCCAAUGCCUGGAGUGUGGCAAGAGCUACCGUGUGAAGGCUGACAUGAAGGCCCACCAGCUGCUGCACAGUGGGCAAAUGCCAUUCUCCUGCCAGUGUGGAAAGGGCUUUGCCAAACAGUCAAAACUCGUGGAACACAUGAGGACACACACGGGAGAGAAGCCUUUUCGGUGUCCCAAGUGUGACAAGAGUUUCCGACUGAAGGCCCAGCUGCUCAGCCACCAGGGCCUGCACACAGGCGAGAGACCUUUCCACUGCCCUGAAUGUGACAAAAACUUCCGGGAAAGGGGUCACAUGCUCAGGCACCAGCGCAUCCACAGGCCUGAGAGGCCCUUUGCCUGUGGCGACUGUGGGAAGGGCUUCAUUUAUAAGUCUAAACUGGCUGAGCACAUCAGAGUACACGCAAAAUCCUGUCAGGUCCCCCGUGAGCCUGACAUUAAGAAGAGGCUUAGCCAACUGUUUGCAAUGAUAGAGGCUGACUGGAGUUGAGGCAGGUGGAACAUCAAGGCUAUGAGCAAAGCCAGCCUGAUGGGACAUCAAGGCUAUGAACAAAGCCAGCCUGAAGAAUGGUGGCUAAACCCACUGCAAAGUGGGUUUUAGGAACAGAGGCUCUGCUUUCAUAAAACAAGAACAACGACAAUAAUAAUAAUUUAAAAUGGGAAACUAUGAAGAAUUUUCUCUUUUGGAAUACCACCAAAUAUUUGCUCUCCCUUGGUAAAAAUAAAAAGAGGUUAUUUGUUGUUCUUUCUACCACAUUAGGAGCAUUUCUCCCAAAUGCAGUGAGUUCAAAAGUCCCAUCUUAAAGCAGAAGGAAAUCCCUCCAGUACCACUGUCAAAGCUUAAA
This is a messenger RNA of Acomys russatus (golden spiny mouse), 2803 nucleotides long. RefSeq names its product zinc finger protein 786 (gene Znf786). Lineage: Eukaryota; Metazoa; Chordata; Mammalia; Rodentia; Muridae. Gene Ontology annotation, molecular function: DNA-binding transcription factor activity; RNA polymerase II cis-regulatory region sequence-specific DNA binding. Gene Ontology annotation, biological process: regulation of transcription by RNA polymerase II. The record is from RefSeq and is a predicted model, not a curated record.